CGUUCUUCUUUCUUUCUUAGCCUGUAGUGUCUCUUAAUCAUCGGCUAUAUGAGUAACCACCCAAUAAUUUAGCUGACUGAUUUUCCUCGUUCACGGAAACAGCGAUAUUCAUGAGAAAAGAAUUACUGUCAAACGAAAAGAUGAAGCUACUGAUUUUGUUUUAUAUCAUCGGAAUCGGUAACGUUUUAUAUUGCACGGCACAUCCGGAAGCGGUAGCGCCAAUUGGAAAAAUCCGUGGCACUAUUCUAACUUCAAGGCUCGGAAAGGAGAUUUAUUCCUUCCGUGGCGUGAGAUAUGCCGAGCCUCCCACAGGAGAACGACGUUUUCAGGUUGCCACUCCAGCAGCAGAUUGGAACGAUGUUUUCGAUGCCUCCGAAGAAGGUCCUGCAUGUCCAAAUGUGGACCAUACCGACCUAAUGUCUGAAGAUUGCUUGUUUUUAAGUGUCUAUACUAAAAGACUGCCUUCGAAAAACGAAAAUGUAUCAUUGCCAGUAUUGGUAUUCUUCCAUCCAGGCAGUUUCUACCAGUCUUCCGCUCACAACUAUGGUCCCGAAUAUUUGCUGGACCAUGAUAUCGUUUUGGUUACUGUGAAUUAUCGCCUUGCCACGUUAGGUUUUAUAGCAACAGGCGAUUCACUGGCUCCAGGAAAUCUAGGUUUGAAAGAUCAGGUAAUAGCGCUUCGUUGGAUUCAAAGGAACAUCAUUGCUUUCGGAGGAGAUCCAAACUCCGUGACCAUCAGCGGCUGCAGCGUCGGAGGGCUCAGUACUUUCUUGCACUUGUUAUCACCAAUGUCCAAAAAUCUAUUUCAAAGGGCGAUCGUUAUGAGUGGCUCUCUGUUACUCACGGAACCUUAUCCAACCCACCAAAGAGAUAUCGCAGAAAAACAAGCGAAACUUUUGAAUUGUCCCAUUAACAGCACCGAAGAUAUGUUGGCUUGUCUUAGAUCAAAGCCUGUAGCAAACUUUACCAAGACUAUACCUGAAUUUUUAGAAUGGUACAAAGAUCCAACUGUGCUCUGGAAACCCGUCGUAGAACCGGAAGUUCCAGGAAUGGAACGAUUUCUACCAGCUCAACCCAUCGAUCUUAUUCAACAAGGAAAGUUUUCUCAAGUCCCAGUCAUAUUAGGAGUAACGAAAGAUGAACUUGGUGGGACGGUCGUCAUGUUCGAAAAUAUUACCAGAAACAAUGGCAAUAUAUACCGAAAUAUGGACGAGAAUUGGUAUCACGUAGCACCGAUUAGUUUCAUGUACGAACGUAACACGCCAAGAUCGAAAAAUAUUAGUACAGAAUUGCGGAAGUUUUAUUUGAAUGACGAACCACUCGGUUCGUCUAACAGAAAUGGUCUUGCUCAUCUCUAUGCGGACAGCGUAAUUAUAUUUCCACAAUAUCUUGGGGCGAAGCUAAUAGCUGAAAACUCCAAAGCUCCGGUGUAUUUUUAUAAAUUUACUUAUCAAGGCCGUUAUAGCUUUAUAAUGUGGAAUGCUAUGACACCCUAUGGCAUCGAGCAUCAAGAUGAUUUGCAAUAUUUAUACUACAUAAAGAGUAAAUUUCCAUAUUUCAAUAAAACUGCACCUGAAACUCCUAUGGUGGAAUUGUACACAUCUAUGUGGUCCAGCUUUGUACAAACUGGUCAACCCAUUCCAAAUGGUAUGAAUAUAACGUGGAACAGGUUUGAAACCGAGAAAAAUAACUACUUGGAUAUCAACUUGAAUCCUACCAUGAAGACUGGUUUCUAUCCUGAUAGAAUGCAAGAAUGGGAAAAAUUAUUUCCUCUAUCUGCUGCAUCACAGAACAAAAAAUAUUAUGGAUAUUUUCAACGACAAAUAAAGUGCGCCCCUAUGUGGGAGUUCACAAAAGAUGAUAUUUCCCAGAAAGCUGCGAGUUCUAAGAUGAGAGGCGUUUUGGUAUUUCUUGUUUGUGUCAUCGGCCUCGCUGUCGCUCAACAGUCGAUCACUGAACAACCGUUGGUCAGUGCUCCAAUUGGGAAAAUUCGUGGGUCUAUUUUGACCUCUAGGCUCGGAAAAGAAAUUUAUUCGUUCCGUGGUAUAAGAUAUGGCGAACCACCUGUUGGAUCCCAACGUUUCCAGCCUCCAAUCCCAGCGAAAGAUUGGCAAAACGUUUUCGACGCAACCGAAGAAGGACCCAGUUGCCCCCAUGCUAACGGCAUACAACAAUCAGAAGAUUGUCUGCGCCUAAACGUGUACACCACCAAACUACCCUGUAGAAACGAAGAUGUAUCGAGACCAGUAAUGAUCUUCAUACAUCCAGGUGGCUUUAAUGGUUUCUCAGGACAAAGUAUAAACUUCGGGCCACAGUAUCUGUUGGAUAAAGAUAUCGUUUUGGUUACAAUUAAUUAUCGUCUCGGGACGUUAGGUUUCUUGAAUACCGGUGACAGUGCAGCACCAGGUAAUAUGGGUCUAAAGGACCAAGUCGCAGCUUUCCAUUGGGUUCAAAGAAACAUCGCUGCUUUUGGUGGCAAUCCAAACUCCGUCACUCUAUGCGGUUAUAGUGCAGGAAGUUUCAGUAUUAUGUUGCAUUUGGUGUCUCCAAUGUCUCGCAAUCUUUUCCACAGAGCUAUCGCGAUGAGUUCUUCGGCUAUAAAACUAAAUGUUUAUUCCGGAAUAUCGCAACAUGGACAAAUGCAGCUAGCUCAAAGACAGGCACGAUUAUUGGAUUGCCCUACUGAUUCGACUAGUGCUAUGGUGCGCUGUUUCCGCUCAAAACCUGCAGAAAACUUCACAGACACAUUACGCGACUUAUAUGAUUGGCGUGGAAAUCCCAUUGUGCUCUGGUCACCAGCUGUGGAACCGGCAGUUGCUGGUGUCGAAAGGUUCCUGUCUGAACAGCCAUACGACGCGAUAAAGCAGGGAAGAUUCUACCAAGUUCCUUUAAUGAUGGGAGUUACGGAAGACGAAUUUGGAGGUAUAGCUGCUUUGUAUGAAAAUGCCACAUUAAGAGGUAAUUCUCGGUACCCUGAGUUGAACGAUAAUUGGAAUACUCUGGCUCCGAUCAUAUUUAUGUACGAACGUAAUACAUCGCGAUCGAAUUACGUUAGUAGGGAAUUACGGAAAUUCUAUUUCAACGAUCAGCCACUUAGCUCGGCUAGCUACAGAAAGCUCGGUGAUAUAUACUGUGAUUCUAUAAUUACAUACCCUAUGUACCGAGCAGCCAGAUUAUUGGCCACGCAUUCGAAAUUGCCGGUAUACUUUUAUAAAUUUGCAUUCCAAGGACGAUAUAGCUUUUAUAUGUUGAACGCUACUACACCAUAUGGUGUAUGUCAUCAGGACGAUCUGCAGUAUCUUUUCUUCAUAAAAAGCCGCUUCCCAUACUUCAACAGCGACGCACCAGAGAUCUCUAUGGUGGAAAUUUCUACCAGCAUAUGGUCAAAUUUCGCUAUAAAUGGCGAACCGAUUCCUAAACACGAUGGUCAACUGAAGAAUGUAAGGUGGGACAAAUUUGUACCCGAGCAAAACAAUUUCUUGGAGUUGAAUCUUCAUCCAUCGAUGAAAACUGAAUUCUUCCCUGAAAGAAUGCGAGAAUGGGAAAGAUUGUUUCCUGAACCAUCAGUCCGAAAGACAGUGAAACAUUAAACCCAUAAAUCUUAUGGUUGCAGUUUCACCAUGGUUUCGCUGAGUCCUAAAACUUUUUACCUUGAGAUGGAUUCUUUAUCCCGCGAGGAAGUUCGGUUACCUAAAAUUAAUGAUAUGUAGCAAUAAAUGAUAUCGUUUUUUAAGAAAUGCUAUUUGUAAACAAAAAAUUGUGGCAAGUUUUUCUUACACGACAAUGCGAAAAAUAUUUACUAGAAAUCCCACUAACUCCACUGGACACUGCAAGAUGUAUCGUUGUUAGCGCGCCCUGUUCGGUUAUUUUGGAAAAUGUGUUCAGCAAAAAAUGUAAUCCCCAAGAAGUGGAGGCGGGACACUUUUCCAGAUUCCAGUGCUUAUUAGACCAGGAUGAAAAAAAUUGGCUGUCACGCCAAAAACUUCAAGACGUCGUGUUAAUUCUAGUGUAUAAACGAUGUUUGCAUAUUUGAAAAUAUAGUAUAAAUAGCCAGGCAAGAGUGUCGUUGGAUUUACAUUAUUUAAAUUUAACCUCACUAAGUAAUACAGUCUCGAUGCAACAACGAUUACUCGAAUUGGUUUCGAUCGUUUUAGUAAGUCUGCAAAAUAAUUCUACAAGUAGUAUCUUAGGAUGAAGAUGGAAGUCGUUAAAAAAGAAAUUGUCGUACCGAUUAAAAGAUGUGUGAAUAAGAAUGGACUAUAGUGAUUUGUUCCCAUAGUCCUUGGGAUUAUAUUGAAUAUUGUGCGUCCGAGCAAAUAUGCUAAAACAGCUGUUGAGCAUCUUGGCCGAAGGAUGGAUUAGAACAUAUGCUUAGAUGACAGGACGUAACACUUAUAUUAUUGUGAAAUAUAUAUGGAUUAUAAUUAACAUUAUUUUUUAAAUAAAGAGUAUUUCUUUAAAUAUUAUAAUCAUAUACAUUUAUAAAUAUGAAGUACAAUUUUGAA
This is a messenger RNA of Bombus pascuorum, 4505 nucleotides long. RefSeq lists its product as uncharacterized. Lineage: Eukaryota; Metazoa; Arthropoda; Insecta; Hymenoptera; Apidae. The transcript has 18 exons. The record is from RefSeq and is a predicted model, not a curated record. Bases 111 to 3590 code for a protein of 1159 amino acids.